This is a messenger RNA of Aspergillus uvarum CBS 121591, 1934 nucleotides long. RefSeq names its product DNA cytosine methyltransferase. The transcript has 2 exons. Bases 123 to 1934 code for a protein of 603 amino acids. The record is from RefSeq and is a predicted model, not a curated record. Gene Ontology annotation, molecular function: methyltransferase activity. Gene Ontology annotation, cellular component: nucleus. Lineage: Eukaryota; Fungi; Ascomycota; Eurotiomycetes; Eurotiales; Aspergillaceae.
UGACUUCGUUGGCUUCGUCCUACAGCGUCUUCAGUCUGAACUCAAUUUGUUCUCUUCGUAUGGAUACUUCCAACUCAUCACUUUGACUCGUUGCAUCGUUCCGCUCGCUCUGGUUUGGUAUCAUGUUCAACUUCAGCUCCAGAAGCCGUAUUGAGCAGUGGUCGAUCGUCUACCAGACAGCAAAUGACUACGAUUCAGAUGAAAGUAGUGUUACGCUUGAAGAUGAAUCUGAAAGAGCAGUCUCUCUGGAUCUCGCGCAGGAAGUCCUACAAGACUCACCCGGCAGUACAAAUCCCACACUUCCAAACGAAGAGCGCGAGGUCAUCGACCUCACUUCGGAUGGUUUUGCUCCCGGGGACUACCUGACCGAUGAAGCCUACGACCAGUUGCUGCGAACAUUGAAUCGUGCUGAACCUCAAACUUCCCCAGUACGAUCCCGUCUAAUCACAAGGCCAGAGAAACGCCGGCUGCCUGAGGCGUACCUCAAUGGAAUUGUGUACAAGAAGGGCCAAUCUGUUCAGCUUCACGAUGGUACCUUUCUCAGAAUUGAAGAAGUUGUGGCAGAUCGUUCUGCCGAUAUCUUCUUUCGGGGAAGACGCCUGAUACACACAAAAAAUCACAGCGGGAAAUACAUACCGAGGUGGGAUAAUGAGCUUGUCUGGAUCGCGAAUGAGACAAUAGACAUUCCCUCCCACCAAGUCAGGAAGUUUGUCCGCAUUACGUUCACGAACUUCUGCAUGAUCAAGAAAGAUUGGAUCAAGCACCACCAACAACCCAAAGAGCUAUUCUGUCGACUCAAAGAGCAUUACGGGGACAAGAAGCCAUCUUCAGUGGAAUACCUUACCUGGGAUGAAGCAGACGAAGGAUUUAAAUUCGAUCCGCCGAAGCUCCGCCGUGCGUGGCGUGGUGAGACCAGGCCUUUUGGAGCGUUCGACCCUGGCGAAGUCGUGGACCUCGAAGAUGACAUGCCUCGCCAAACAAGACACGAUCCAGUUCGUGCAAUGAAGCGAAGUCGUCAGUAUACAUUUGGCGAUGCAUUCUGUGGUGCUGGCGGCGUUACCUGCGGUGCUCGUGCCGCUCUUUUGCACCCCGAAUGGGCCUGCGACAAAUCCGAGUCCGCUGUCAUGACUUACAAACGCAACUAUCCAGAUGCGAACGUCAGGAUUAUGGAUCUUUUCACCUUCAUCCAGUCAAAGCACUCCACUCAGGUAGACAUUGUCCAUGGAUCUCCACCGUGCCAGACGUUCUCACCCGCGCAUACGAUCGAAUCCGUGACCGAUGACGCUAAUAGUGCGUGCAUUUUCUCGUGUUUGAACUUGCUUCAGAAGUCGAAGCCCAGGAUUCUUACCAUGGAAGAGACGAGUGGCUUGUUUGAGCGUCACAGGGAGACAUUCAACCGAGUGAUUCUAGACUUCAUCGAGCUUGGAUACGCAGUGCGCUGGGGCAUUCUCAACUGCGUCGAAUACGGUGUACCUCAGCUACGUCGAAGAUUGGUUAUUCUUGCAUCAGGACCAGGAGAAUCACUUCCUCAGUUUCCCAAGCCGACUCACGGACCCCCGGGCUCUGGGCGCCAUCCCUAUGUUACUAUAAGACAGACCAUCUCUGAAAUUCGGCCGGGAGCGCCGCACCAUAAUACCCAGCGAGCAGCAGCUCGUCCGAUGAACCGGGCACCGUGCGAUGGCAGAGGACAAAUCCGAACGAUCACCUGUGGUGGAGGCGAAAUGAUUGCCCACCCUUCAGGACGGCGUAGUUUCACGAACAGGGAGUAUGCAUGCUUGCAGACGUUUCCGCAUCGAUAUCACUUCUGUGCCCCGCACGUCCGAAAGCAAAUUGGCAAUGCGGUUCCCCCGAAGCUCGCGCAGGCGCUCUAUGAAGAAAUUGUCAGGUCGCUUCAUCGAACCGAUGAGAAGGAGUUGAGGCAUGGGCCUUGGUAG